Messenger RNA from Oryzias melastigma (Indian medaka), 1523 nucleotides. It is a transcript of the gene lsm14b, whose product is annotated as LSM family member 14B. Bases 73 to 1203 code for a protein of 376 amino acids. Gene Ontology annotation, molecular function: mRNA binding. The transcript has 8 exons. NCBI's taxonomy places the organism in Eukaryota, Metazoa, Chordata, Actinopteri, Beloniformes, Adrianichthyidae. The record is from RefSeq and is a predicted model, not a curated record.
UUUUCUGUCGUUUGUUGCCAUAUGACGUGAGUCUUUAAAGAAUAUAGCUGCAGAGGCGUUUGUUUUCCAGCAAUGGCUUCAGCAAAACCAUAUAUUGGUUGUAAAAUAUGGCUGAUCUCAAAAGCCCAAAAUCGUUAUGAGGGGAUUCUGUAUACAAUUGAUAAAAUAGAUUCUACAGUAGUUUUGGCUAAAGUUAGGUGUUUUGGAACAGAGGGAAGGCCCACCGAUAGACCGUCACCUCCAAAAAGUGAACUCUAUGAGUACAUCACUUUCCGGGGAAGUGAUAUCAAGGAUAUUGCACUCUGUGAACCCGCAGUGUAUCAUCACUCAAGCCUUGUGUCAGAUCCUGCAAUAAUUCAUUCUUCUAGUGCAAUCUCUUCAAAUGUCUGUUCAACACUUGGACCUCUCAGCCCCAUGAAGAUGCCAGCAUAUAAUCAGCUUGCAGCCAGCUCUUUACUGAACCAUCAAUAUGCUUCAGCCAUUGGGCCUUUGCUUCAAGACAUGCAUUUCAGGCGAGGCCCCAUGGUUGAAAAGGCUGUUCAGACCAUCCAGAUGGAAAACUCCAGACCAGUGAGGGGUUUGGCUUCAUCCCAGGAACAGCAGUGGGACAGGAGGCAGCUUCAGAGGCCAAGAUACGACACUUACCAGAAUCAAAGAGAUGUUGAUGUCAAAAUGAGGUCAGGCCCAGCUUUUACAACUUCAAAGCAGGAAACGCUGCAUCAGAAUAUUGAAAACAGGCCGCCACCCAGAAGAAGGCAAGGAACAAGAAGGCGCAGGAGCCAUGGUCGAGGCCAGCUAAUGAUGAAUAACGUUCCGUCUCCUGUCCUUCAGUUUGACACAGACUUUGAUUUUGAUUCCUCAAAUGCACAGUUCAUAAAGGAAGAGCUGGAGAGGGAAAAAAUGAGCACAAGGGAUGGAAGUCAUGAACUACACAGAAACGCUAAAGAAGGGAUGCAUGUAUCCGCAGAGGACGAUCAUUUGGGGCCAAAACGAUACUACGACAAAUCAAAGUCAUUCUUUGAUAACAUACCAUCUGAUAAUGGGCUUAGGUUAACGUGGGCAGAGGAGCGCAAGCGCAAUCUGGAGACAUUUGGGGUCCCUGGUCAGUUCUUUAGGGGCCAGAGCAUUAGAGGUGGAUUUGGUGGAAGAAGAGAGCAAGGCUCUUCUCAGACUUCAACCAACACCCGGGGUGGGCAUCCUUAACGAUUAAUAGCUAAAUUUAACCCACUGUCUGUGGAUAUAUGACGUUUUGUGCACUUUUUUUCUCUUUUGUUGUUUGUAAUAGAAAAUAUUCUCUUGACUUUUUCAAUUUAAAUAUAUUCUCUUGGGGAAACAUUAUCUUUUUUCAUAUGCGACUUUGUGUUAAAACUGCUUCCUUAAAUAUCAAUUCAUGUUCUUUGAAACUGCCUAUAAAUGUAUGUAAAUGAUAAAUGUGUUUCAUUAUUUUUUAUACAAAUUUCCUGUUAGAAAAAAGGAAUGAACAUAAUUUGAUUCAAAACUUCCCUAAAAUGGGUUUAAUUUCA